AUCGCAGAAUACGAGCCAAUCAACCGCCGCGCUUAUUCUACUUCUAUGAUACGGACGAAACCGGUAGCACGCCGCUUCACCGCGGGACACAGAACGGCAUCAGAACAGCAUCCGAGCCGCACCGACAGCCCGCUUAUAUACCGCCCGCCAGCCUCAGUGUAGUUCCCUAAUGGCAACGGAGGACAAAGGAAAAACGGCGGCGCCUCAGGCUUUACCGGAAACGGGAUCCCUCUCAAGAACGAACAGCAACCUGAACAAUAAUAACAACAACAAUAAUAAUAACAAAGACAACGAGGGAAGCGAAGGAGCCACAACAGGCACAUCUACUGCUGUUGAAUCCGGAGGGGCAGAAAAUAUCAUAGGAAACGGUUCAGCGGUUAAUACUGCCGGAGGUAAUAACGGCAAAUGGGUCCGUCUCAACGUCGGCGGGACGGUGUUUCUAACGACACGACAAACGCUGCUAAAGGAGCAGACUUCAUUUCUGUACCGACUGUGUCAGCAGCAGGACUUGCAUUCUGACACGGAUGAAACUGGUGCUUACGUGAUUGACCGAGACCCUACCUAUUUUGGUCCCAUACUCAACUAUCUGCGACAUGGGAAGCUGGUUUAUAACAAGGAGUUGGCAGAAGAAGGUGUCUUGGAGGAGGCAGAAUUCUACAACAUCACACCGCUGAUUAAAUUAAUCAAAGAGAGGAUUCUUGAGCGAGACUCCAAGGCCACACAGCAGGUACCACCAAAACACGUGUACCGAGUGUUGCAGUGUCAGGAAGAGGAGCUGACCCAGAUGGUGUCCACCAUGUCGGACGGCUGGAAGUUUGAGCAGGUCAGCGUGCGCGCCUGCCGAAAACCCCGCCCCGGACUGCUCUGGACUAUGGUGAACAUUGGCUCAUCUUACAGCUAUGGAACAGAGGACCAGGCUGAAUUUCUCUGUGUGGUGUCGAAAGAGCUGCAUACAUCGGGUGGAGGUUUGGGGACAGAGCAGAGCCACAAGACUAAGACCUCGGACACACAGGAGGAAGAUGGAGCGAGGGAGGAAGAGGAGGAGGAGGAUGAGGAGGAGGAAGUGGGAGAGAGAAAUGCCACCCCCAAUGAGUGGAUUAGAGAUUAGCAGAAACUUGUAUCAAAGGAAUUGCUUUUCCAGAUCCAUGGGUCCCGGAUGUAGGAUACAAAGAGUUUUAUUUUUCUAGACAUCCAUUUUAUCAUGUGCUCAUGAUGCUGUUUUUAUAGCCAUACUUUUUUAGAUUUGUUGACUUGAACAACGGGUAUUAGCGGGAGGCAAGAACUUCACAUCCAGCAGCAAAAAAUGUCAUUGUUUUAAAUUGAAAUGUUCCUGAAAACAAAAGUCACCUAAGGUAUUAAAGAAGAACACAGUUUCAGUCUUAGUACAUGACCAGCUACCAAAGAGUGCAACCUAGUUAUGGGACACUACUCAAGAACAUAAAAAUGCAUUUAAAAAAGUUAGUCUGGUUUAGUCAGGAAAUACAUUGUCAUCAAGGAUGGAAAGACUGUGUGGAUUUGAGGCCGUAAUCCGUUAUUUAGUGUUUAGGUUAGAGUUUAGGUUUUACACAUUUACUAUUGCAGAAGAAGGGCAGCUCUGCUACAUGAACAGGUCACGUCCUGUUCCAUUUAGCAUUGGCUGUGGGUAAAGUGCCAGCAGUGUCACCCUGGCAGACCACCAGCAGUGCACUUUAGCCCCAUUUACAGUCUCUGGCAGUUCAUUUUGAUAGUCGUUGGCGCCAGCUAGAAGGUCAGGGUGUCAUUAGAGGUCACUGGGAUACUGUAGUUCUGGUUAUGUUCGUAUACCGUAUAUGGAUUUCUAAUAGGUUUUAGGCUCAGUUUACUUAAAGUGAAGUUCAGAUAAUGUGCUGGAAUAUGAUACCGUGUCACUUGCUAAUGUGUUUUGUGUGAAGGCUAGAUUUCUUUCAAAGGAACAAAGCCUGGCAGUCGAAAUCUUUCAAAUCAACAUGCCUCGAUUCAACAAAUGAUCAAGUACUUUUUGCUCCCUUUAGCCUACAGCUGUGCAAAUUAGCAUUCUUUGGGAUAUUUAUGUGCUGUGGGCUGGUUUGCAUGCCUAAGCUUGUUUAUUAUUAAAUAUGCUUAACAAUUUUGCACAUUCGCGAAGAUACAGUGCCCCCAAAACAUGUUUGGACACUUGAGCCGUAGUUAAACAUGGAUGAAUGUGAUUGCGUUAUGUUACAAACCAAGUGGCUGAUAGCACAAGCACACUUUUGAAGCAAAACGGUUCUUCAAAGGAUGUUUAUUAGGAUUUUAUAGCUACUUUAACAGGACACCAAUUUUAAAGGAGCCAUUGACGUUGUACUGUAAUAAAGCAAUAAACCCUAAGGAGCCAUGGUUUACAGUGAAUUUAUAACAGCCAAGGGGCAUAUUAGUGCCUAAAAUCUUCUUAGCUGUUAUAAAUUUACUGUAUACCACAGCUUUACAGGGAUUACUGCUUUUAUAAAACGGUUAUUCCAUAUACCUAACAAGAUGUCACAAAACAAAUAAAAUACAAUAUUAAUACAAAUAUUCAUCAGCCACGUAAUAUAGUUCCUCAGAAACGGUUGAGGCUGCUGAGCAACACGCAGAGGCAUAUGUAGAGCAAUUUACAAUGAAUGUGGCUCAACCAAUCAGAACCAAGGGCCGAAACUAUUUGUUUUAUAAGCUAUCUUAUAAAAUAGCCUACCUUUUUAAUUUUGGACUGUAGUAGCAAAGAGAAAGAUAUAAUGGGUUCAUGUGCUGGUUGAACCGAGGCACUAAAUCAGUCACUUAUGCUGCAUUAAAGAGCGCCAAAUAUUGUUUUUUGAAUGUCGUUAAGAAUUAAGCAGAAUUUUAAAGCUGAUACUUACUAAAAUGUAACAGAGCACAAAGCUUAUUGCGAUUAUUGGACAGCAAGUGCACUACGAAUAUUAUGAAGUUCACCCAUCUACAGAACACAGCAUGUAGACUAAAGAUUUUGAGAAGUAGUAGUACUGAUUAUAAUCGGUAAUAAUAUUGCUAAUAAUCUGUGAAAAACAAUGCAUUUCAAAAAGGCGGGGCAGAUAAGAACAACUAUAAUGUAUGGUAUGUGGAAAACAAUUUGAUAUUUUUUUUUAAGCUAAAACUAAAAGUAUUUUGUCACACUUAAUACACAAAAUACAGUUUUUUUAGCAAUGUCAUAUGACCCCUUUAAAUCAUAGCAUGUAAAUUUAGUGGCAAUCUCAGUAAGAAUUUCACUCACAAAUUCAUAUUUUUGGUUGCAACCUGGAGGCCUGUAUAUACAGUACAUACAUAAAAAUAAAAAAAAAUGCUUUGUUCUGAGAAAAGCUCAUGUUUUAUUUGUUUGCAGAUGCCACUUGGUUUGUAUUUCCCACUGAAUGCAGUCAAAUUCAAUUUUUGAAAUGUGACAUAAGUGUUUAGAACCUAUAUUUGGAUGGGUAAAAGGAUUUUGUGUCAUCAUCUUUGAUGACAACAUUAUCAUUGUCUUUUUGUAAACAUCUGACCUAUUAUUAUAACUGCAUUUUUACAGAGGAAAGAGGCGUUUGCAAACACUAUUUUAUAGCUCUGUGUUACUGGGUCAAUCAAUUCUUAUUCUGUCCUCAUUAGCUACCACUAUGUUCCAGAACUGUGAGCAUAAUUGUUUCUAGACACAGAAUAGAUAUCACAGAAAGAGAUAUCAAACUCUUAACUGUGUAGACUGAUGUAUAGAAGAAGGAAAAGUUUUGAUACAACACAUAUCUUAUUAGUGUGUUAGUGCUGUACACUAUAGUAAAAUCUUUCAGUUUGUACUGGUGUGUUGAACAAAUUUUAUCACUGCAUUAAAUUUCAUUAUAAAGGUAUGUUUUAGUUUUAAUGUUUAUCUUGUUUGUGUUAAUAGCAACCUUUUUAUAUGGCCUUUUUUAUAAUCAUACUGUGCCAUUUAUCUAUUUAUUUUAGUCUAAUAAAUGUCAGGUUAUGUUACCUGUCAAGGCACAGGUAAUAUUAUGGUUUAUAUUGAAUUUUAUUCUGCAGACACACAAUGUUAAUUUUAUUUUUUUUAUGCCUUUGUUACAUGUAUGUUAUGUUUUCUAGUCAAAAACAUUGUCAUUGUCAUCAAAAUGACCCCCCUUUAUUUUUGACAAAUGUUAUAUUUAUGUGCAUUGUUUAUACCAUUUUUUCACUGCUCUCGCAUUAUAUUUAUUUAUGAAAUAUGGGAUGUGUAUUGGCUUAUUUUUAUUUUAUUUUUUUUGUGUUAAAAGUGACUUUUUUCCUUUUAUAAACGUCCUUUAGAUGUAGAAUUCUGUACAUUAAUUCAUACUGCAUAAUUCUUCAUUUUUGAUUAGCACUGAAAGCACAUCUGCCUGUUGAAACAAACCCCUCAAGUUAAUAAAAAAAUGUAGUAAUAAUUAUUAAAAGGGUUUUGUUGCAACGGGGCACAGUCUCUUAGUAGUGUAUGUAUGCCAAAGAAAAUUAGAAUAAUGUCUGUUCAGCUGAGAGAAUAUCUUUUAGCACGGAAAACAGUCGUUAAUUAGAUGUCCAAGCAGCGUCGUUGUGUAUAUAGUUAUCAAAAUGAUUUCAAUAAAGUUUAGAGUUUCUUUUUAAAAAAAAUA
This is a messenger RNA of Puntigrus tetrazona (Sumatra barb), 4565 nucleotides long. It is a transcript of the gene kctd17, whose product is annotated as potassium channel tetramerization domain containing 17. The transcript is spliced from 7 exons. Gene Ontology annotation, biological process: proteasome-mediated ubiquitin-dependent protein catabolic process; protein homooligomerization. Gene Ontology annotation, molecular function: cullin family protein binding. The coding region runs from base 170 to 1108 and encodes 312 amino acids. Gene Ontology annotation, cellular component: cytoplasm; Cul3-RING ubiquitin ligase complex. The record is from RefSeq and is a predicted model, not a curated record. Lineage: Eukaryota; Metazoa; Chordata; Actinopteri; Cypriniformes; Cyprinidae.